Messenger RNA from Exophiala xenobiotica, 1954 nucleotides. RefSeq lists its product as uncharacterized. Gene Ontology annotation, molecular function: protein binding. Gene Ontology annotation, cellular component: ciliary inversin compartment. Bases 1 to 1785 code for a protein of 594 amino acids. The record is from RefSeq and is a predicted model, not a curated record. The transcript has 4 exons. Lineage: Eukaryota; Fungi; Ascomycota; Eurotiomycetes; Chaetothyriales; Herpotrichiellaceae. Gene Ontology annotation, biological process: protein localization to ciliary inversin compartment.
AUGGCGCCUCCUUCAAUCUACCAAGCUGCUCAGAACAUUGAUCGUCUUCUCGUCAGUUGCGCGGAAGCCACCGACUCACUGAAGCAAUUGAGUGGUGGAGAUGACAGCACUCAUAUUCCAAAGAACGAGCUGUGGGAGAUCUUCCCCGUCAUUGAGCGGCAUCUCCUGUAUGCAUUCACUCUGCUACUGGGUCGCAAUGACCCGUUGCGCCAGCCCUUCCGUUCUCUGCUCGAGGAAUCGUGGAUUGACACGAUUCUCCGAUGCUGCUCUAACACUCUCUUUAUCAUCCAUUACAAUCUGAGGAGCGUCAAGCGCAAAACGUCGGACGCCGACGUGAACUGGGACGAGGCUCGAGAACUCCUGGUAGUACAGGACAAGAAUCUAAAGCAUCUUACUGAAGUCUUGAAGAUACAUUCUGACUCGAAGCUACCUUCCUUGCACGUUCUCAAUGGCAUCGACAAGCAAGCCUCGCGCUCGUCACAAAUCCGACAAAAGAUCAAAGGGACAGGAACGGCAACACCCGCGGCGAAGGGCAUGCUGGGGAAGACAGCCCACGUCAGUGAUGCAGACCUAGCACAGGCUGCAACUCCGUCCGAGCCAUCGGAACCUUUUCCACCAAAAGGGAAGCAGGAGAACACGAACAAUAUUUCAGAAAGGGAUGAUGGGAACUCCCGUGGUACCGAGUAUGACAGAGGCUUCAAGGAUGGCCGCGAGCAGGCGUGCUCGCUCCUCAAAUCGAUUGGACUAUUCGACUUCGAGCCGCCGAAUGGAAACAGAGUCACCUGGCUUACACAAGCGAUAUUGGAGGACUCAGUCCAAGCCGUCGAAUUGCUACUUGACAUGGGAACGGAGAUCAACCAAGAGUCACCACUAGAGGAUUCCAAAGGCUACCAUAUCACUGCCUCUGUUUCAAGCCGCCCAAUCACGACGCUGCGACAUCGUGGGGAUGUGCCAACCAUCCAAUUGCUGUGGGAAGAAUACAAUGUCGGCAUCGAAGUGCGCAGUGACGGAAACGCAGACAAGGGAUUUACGCCGCUCAUCAUCGCGGUCAAACACGGUGAGGCGGCGGCAGUCAGGUACCUGAAACUCAGCAAGGCGAAUCUGAAGACAACGGACGAUACCGGACAAAGUCUGCUGCACUUGGCAUACACCUUUACAUUGCGCUGCCACGAACGGGAACGGAGAAUCACAGGAUUCUUGAUCAAAGAGACGCCCGGGCUGGUCAAUUCGGAGAACCAAGUUAAAGAGACGCCGCUGCAUUGCGCAGCAAAAGCGGGCAGAGUCAAUAUCCUCGAGCUUCUCAUUGAGAAUGGAGCCCGCGUCGACCUGCCAAACAACACAGGUCGAACUCCGCUCCACCUAGCCGUGGUGUUUGACGAUGUGGAUGCUGUCGCAUUGUUGCUGAAGAAUAAUGCAAGGCUUGAUGCGAGGACUAAUUCUGGAAACGCUCCAUUGCACGCAGCAAUUUGGAGCAAGAAGAACUCAAUGAUCACUUUGCUUCUGGACAACGGUGCGGACAUAAACCAAGUCGGCCAACAUGGUAUGCCCCCCCUUCACAUAGCUGCCAAGAUUCAGGACUUUGCUACAGUCUACGAACUCUUGAAAAGAGGCGCAAGCCCGUGGACGGGCGUCAAGAUCAAAGGAAAAGGUGAGGAGCAGACAGCGAAGGGCGUUCUGCUCGCUAUCGCACAGGCGAAACGCGGGCCAGACUUCCAGCGGAUCAACAAGUUGCUGUCCGACGCCUUAAGUCGCCGCACCAUCCUUGAAGCAGCUCAGUAUCAAUAACGAUAAGGCUGACGUGGUUGCGAGAAAACGGUGAGGACAGGCGCCAUUCGUGACAAUAGCAGAGGGCUUUCGCUAUUUCUACCUGAGUACGUAGUACGAACAACGGUGGCAUUCUCUGGAGGUGUAUGAUUGCAGCAUGCUCAAACAAGGCAUGACUUCUACUGGCCGU